UUAGGAAAAAAGGAAGAACAAAAUUAAAAAAAAAAAUUAUUUCUCACCGUCUUAACUUCGCUAUAAAGGAAAGAAACAAAGAUUGCUUAAAAAGAGAAGAGAAGAGAGAAACAAAACACUUAAAAGAACUCAAAAGCUAGAAGAACUCAAAAGAUGUAUAAUCAAGAACAUCCUGUCGGUGCUCCUCCUCCCCAAGGGUAUCCUCCUAAGGACGGUUAUCCUCCGGCUGGCUAUCCUCCCGCCGGUUAUCCACCGCCAGGAUAUGCUCAGGGAUACCCUGCUCAAGGUUAUCCUCCACCGCAGUACUCUCAAGCUCCCCAGCAAAAGCAACAAGCUGGUAUGCUCGAAGGAUGUUUGGCUGCGCUCUGCUGUUGCUGUCUCCUGGAUGCUUGUUUCUGAUCGGAGAAUUUAUUCAGUUCAACGAUUUCUUCUUCUAUUACAUGCAAUGAAAAAGACAGACUUGUGUGCCGUUGUUUAUCUUCUUUCGUUUCGAAUUUGUCUUUUGAACGUUUGUAUCUUAUGGAUUAUUGACUCGACUAUGACCAUAUCUCUUCGCUUUCA
Messenger RNA from Brassica napus (rape), 561 nucleotides. Its product is annotated as protein CYSTEINE-RICH TRANSMEMBRANE MODULE 13. The transcript is spliced from 3 exons. NCBI's taxonomy places the organism in Eukaryota, Viridiplantae, Streptophyta, Magnoliopsida, Brassicales, Brassicaceae. The coding region runs from base 154 to 399 and encodes 81 amino acids. Gene Ontology annotation, cellular component: plasma membrane. The record is from RefSeq and is a predicted model, not a curated record.